CAGCCGCCAACAGCGAGGCAACAUAAAAUUUCAAGGGAGUGAGUAAACUUCGGAACUUCGCUUCUUGUUAUAAUUCCCUGCUCCAUUGCCGAGUUAUUUAUUGCCGUCAGUCGAAACAUCGGCGGAGAAUGAGAGAAACUGAAGGUCUGGAGCAGCGGAGGGAGAGCUGCGGCGAAACCAGAAAGCGCAAUCAUAUUUACUUCGAAGGGUUUGACGAAGAAAGAACAAAGAGGCAGAAGUGGGUCUCCCAAGCACAAACCCUAACUGUAAAUUCCUAUUCCAGCCAAUUUCGAAACUUUCGCUCUUCGUCUUCGUCCUCAUCCAGAUCUAGAUGGAAUUCUAUAAACCGGAAUGCUUCCUGGGGUUCUCGCAAGUGGGUAUAUUCCUCUGGUGAUUUUUCUAAUUAUAAAGAUAGAAUAGUCAUUGUAUCUUAUAAUAUACUCGGGGUUGAAAACGCAGCAAAGCAUCCUGAUUCAUACCUUAAUGUCCCACAAAAUUUUUUGAGCUGGUCUUGGCGUAAGAACCUUAUAAGGAAGGAGAUAAUUGGCUAUAAACCUAGCAUAAUCUGUUUCCAGGUGAAUUCUUGAGCUCAAGCCUUGUGAAUGCAGGAGGUUGACCGCUUUGACGAUUUAUGUGAUUUUCUUAAGAAGGAUGGCUUUAAGGGUGUUUACAUGCCUCGUACCGGUGAAGCGUGUGAUGGUUGUGCUAUAUUCUGGAAGAAAAAAGUAUUUUCCCUUUUACAUGAAGAAAAAAUAGAGUUCCAGAGUUUUGGCCUAAAUCACAAUGUUGCUCAAUUUUGUGUUUUGAAGAUGAAUAAAAAACAAGUGCAGUCAAAGUCACACAGACAAGAAUCAAAGUCAAAAUUGACUCCAAAUCAAAGUUUAGUGGUUGGGAAUAUACACGUCCUCUAUAAUCCAAGGCGAGGAGACAUAAAGCUAGGCCAGGUCAGACUGUUUCUUGAAAAGGCCCACUGUCUAUCACAAGAAUGGGGCAGCAUUCCUGUUAUACUUGCUGGAGAUCUUAAUAGCACUCCUCAGAGUCCCAUGUAUCAAUUCCUGGAAUCAUCAAGGCUAAAUGUCCAAUUCCUGGAUCGCAGAAAUAUCUCUGGGCAGCAGGAGUAUGAAUGUUGUGGCAAUGGAUUUGCAUUUCAAAAUUCUAAUAUACGAAGGUGCACUACUUCGGCGUCUCAUUCUAAAACAUGGAUGAAUGGGUGGAGUGAAGAGGAGUUGAUGCUCGCUACUGGCAGUAGAACAGCCACUCAUUUGCAACACAAUCUCAAGUUAUACAGUGCAUACCUUGGAGUUCCAGGGAGCCGUGCAACAAGAGAUAACUAUGGAGAGCCAUUGGCAACAUCACAUCACUCAAAGUUUUCGGGAACCGUUGAUUAUAUUUGGCAUACAGAGCAACUUAUCCCUGUUAGAGUUCUUGAUACCUUACCAAUGCACAUUCUGAGGAGAACUGGUGGCCUGCCUAGCAAGGUAUGGGGGAGCGACCAUCUUGCUCUUGUAUGUGAACUGGCAUUUGCUGCUGCUGAUGAUGAUGAUAAUAAUAAGAACAUGUAAGUGUGCUUAGCAAGAAGAGAAGAGAUAUCCAUAUUUUGUCCAGAAGGCAAAAAUAUCCAUUUUUGUCCACCUUCCAAAAAUUUCUUCAUUUUGCUAUUUUUUCUGUACGCAGUUUUUUUAAACCGAUAGAAAAAAGGAACCCAUCACUAACAUUUCAAUUGAAAAGAAAUCUCAACACAAAAUAUGAAGUACUCGUGUAUGUAGUCAAUUCAAGAGAAAGCAGUAGACAAAGGCUCGUUGUUUUGGACAUCCGAACUCUUUACUAUCAUGGAUUAGUAACAUGCCAAAUGUACCAAUAUUAAUUCUUUUAUAAAUCCUUCACUUUCCAACAAUAAAUAACCAUUCUUUAU
This is a messenger RNA of Cuscuta campestris, 1912 nucleotides long. NCBI's taxonomy places the organism in Eukaryota, Viridiplantae, Streptophyta, Magnoliopsida, Solanales, Convolvulaceae. The record is from the annotation of a GenBank genome assembly.